CCACCAAAUAUAAAAUUGAAUCUGAUAAUUUAAGGACUAUUACAAUUCUUAAUUGUUAAUUCAACUAGGUAACAGACACGGUAGCACGAUUCCUGCUAUAAGUAGGGGUAUAAGGUUUGCAGUGGAUCUGAAUAUUUUUCUUCAUCCUCUUUGCAAGUGUUACAUAACGAUAUCGAUUCUCCAAAGACACCCAUAGAGUGAAAGUAGAGCCCCAGAGAGCAGAUAUGGAGGGUAUAUUGCUGGGGAUGGGCAACCCUCUGCUCGAUAUUUCUGCUGUUGUAGAUGAGGAAUUUCUCAAGAAGUAUGACGUGACGCUCAACAAUGCCAUCUUAGCAGAGGAGAAGCACUUGCCAAUGUAUGGAGAGCUUGCCCAGAGAAAAAAUGUUGAAUAUAUUGCAGGAGGGGCCACACAGAACUCUAUCAGGGUUGCACAGUGGAUGCUGCAAAUUCCUGGGGCAACGAGCUAUAUUGGCUGCAUUGGAAAGGACAAGUUUGGAGAGGAGAUGAAGAAAAAUUCACAUGAUGCUGGGGUUAAUGUGCAUUAUUAUGAGGAUGAAACAACACCAACUGGGACCUGUGCUGUUCUUGUAGUUGGGGGUGAAAGGUCACUUAUUGCUAAUUUGUCAGCAGCAAAUUGCUACAAGUCAGACCAUUUAAAAUCACCGGAGAAUUGGGCUUUAGUGGAAAAGGCCAAGUUCUUUUAUAUUGCUGGAUUUUUCCUUACAGUCUCACCAGAAUCCAUAUUGCUUGUGGCAGAGCAUGCUGCCAAGGCAGGCAAGAUAUUUAUGAUGAAUCUUGCAGCCCCUUUCAUCUGUCAGUUUUUUAAAGAUGCUUUGAUGAAAGUUUUUCCGUAUAUGGAUUAUAUAUUUGGAAAUGAGACAGAAGCAAGAACUUUUGCACAGGCACAGGGAUGGGAGACCGAAAAUGUUGAAGAAAUAGCCUUAAAGAUGGCUGCACUACCAAAGGCCUCUGGAACACACAAGAGGAUAGCUGUUAUCACACAAGGUGCUGAUCCUGUUGUUGUUGCAGAAGAUGGAAAGGUGAAAUUGUUUCCAGUGAUUCGGCUGCCCAAGGAAAAGCUUGUUGACACCAAUGGAGCAGGAGAUGCAUUUGUAGGAGGCUUCCUAUCUCAGUUGGUGCUAGGCAAACCGAUUGAAGAUUGUGUUGAAGCUGCAAAAUAUUCAGCGAAUGUUAUAAUUCAACGAUCUGGCUGCACAUAUCCUGCAACACCGGAAUAUCCAAUUUCUCAAUAGGCUAUUUUAUCUCAAGAUAUUUGAAUUUUAUUGUACUUGCUGCAUUUUGGGCAAGAAAUCUAGAAUAGUUGUUAUUUCUCUGCCAUUUUUACGCGAAUGCUAAUAAGAAAUUUAAUAACUUGCUAUGGUCAUUUUUAAGGGGCCAUUUCUACCAUUUUAUUUCAAUAUUUUCAAAUGUGAAAGUGUCCUUUAUUGAAAUGCAUUCUCACCUUUAAGGUUGAUGUAAUGCUUUCACAAAAUUAUCGAAAAUUGUCAAACAAUUUGAAGAAAAAUCCAUAAUAUAUAUGAGCUGGGGCAUGCUUGCAUCUUUUAGGAAA
This is a messenger RNA of Cryptomeria japonica (Japanese cedar), 1570 nucleotides long. RefSeq names its product adenosine kinase 1. NCBI's taxonomy places the organism in Eukaryota, Viridiplantae, Streptophyta, Pinopsida, Cupressales, Cupressaceae. The coding region runs from base 225 to 1253 and encodes 342 amino acids. Gene Ontology annotation, molecular function: adenosine kinase activity. Gene Ontology annotation, cellular component: cytosol; nucleus. The record is from RefSeq and is a predicted model, not a curated record. The transcript is spliced from 13 exons. Gene Ontology annotation, biological process: purine ribonucleoside salvage.